CAGUUCUAUUCUGACCCUCAAACUGAGUGGUGCUUUGUUAUUUUUUGAGCAUUUCCAUUUGCAAUUUUUAACUAUCACUACGGACUUACAGGUGUAUUUUUUCCAUAUAAAAUAUUUCCAGAUCAAUAUUUGAAACUUGUUUACGAGUUUAAAAGUAGAAAAUUUUGAUUUUGAAUUGUUUGAUUUAACCUCAUCUUUAAACAGUGAUUGUUGUGAAAAAAAUUCUCACCCAAAACAUUGAGUAAUAAUCUGAAGUGAGGAGGUGAUUGUACAAGAAAAUGAAGAUCAUUGCGUGGCUUUUGUUAUUUGGAGUCUUGUCGUGUGAUUUUACAACGUACGGAUAUGAUUAUUUGGCGGAAGUUGAACUUUAUUCGGAUGAGGUGACUCAAUACACUAUCACCACUAGCGACGGUACAAGUGAAGAACUCUCAGAUACAACUGCAUUGGAACCAUCAAUUACAUCUGAAACACCGACAACAGGGGAUGGUAAUACAAGCACCACAGAUGACGAAUAUAUACUACUACCUUCGCCUCCGUCUUCAUUUGCCAAAGGUUCAAAAGGAUUAAGAAAAUGCCAUUCCACCGAGUUCACUUGCGCUAGCGGCGAUUGCAUACCGUUGCGUUGGCGGUGUGAUUUAUGGAAUGAUUGUCGAGAUGGAAGUGAUGAAAUGUAUUGCACGGAUUUGGGUUCAACAACAGAGGAAAUUGAAAUUUCUUCAAUUCAAGAGGUGAUUCAACAAAGUACCGAAAAUGGAAACGAUUACACAAUCGACUCAGAUAUUUCACAGGAAAUUGAAUGGAGUACAGUAAGUUCUUCUGAUGAAUUGAGUUCAACAACAGAUGAAAUUGAAGAAAGUGCCAUCGAUUCCACCACGUCGUUUUUUGACGAUGAAGAUAGCGCCAGUACAACAGACUCAUCGAUCAUUACGGGCGAGACAAAUGAAAAGUGCCUUGGCGACCAGUUCGAUUGUGUACCUCUCUCGCAUUUCCUAUGGCCCCGACAUUGUAUACCGUUAGCUUGGCGUUGUGACGGAUAUGUCGAUUGUGUAGAUGGACAUGAUGAACUAAACUGUAAUCAUGAGACGACAACAGAAGCAGUAGUCCAAAGUGUAGCCGUAUCCGAAAAUAAUUUAAAAAUCUCGACUCCAAAUCCGCCGUCGUUUUCACUGCCAAUGUUGACAUUCGCCAAAGACCUCUACACCGUCGCCGAAGGCACUGAUUUCACAUUAUUUUGUAACGUUUACGGAAGCUAUGACGGAAAUAUUAUCUGGCAAAAAAAGUACGGCGAUGGUUUUGCAUCGAAUGUGGAAACAUUUGCAAAUGUUUUGAGAAUUUACAAUGCUCAACCAGAGAAUCAAGGUGUUUAUGAGUGCAGAAUCGAAUCAAAUGGACUGAUUUCAAUGGCGAGUACGAUUGUCAAUGUAAAAUUGUAUUCCGCACCAGUGAUCGAAAUCCACCCAACCGAACCGCAAGUGGUGCAAGUCGGUGAAUUUGUUUUGCUCAAGUGUCGCAUAGUAUCCAAUGGUAAUUCGCCGUCGAUUUUGAAAUGGACACGUCUUGAUGGAGCACCACUUUCAAAUCGAGUCAUUGAGAUAGGUAAUGGUACGAUUUUAAUAUCCAACAUAACCGCUACCGAAGCUACUGAUUAUGCAUGCAUAGCAUCCAACAUUUUGGGCGAAACAAGCCAAUCAGUGUCAAUAAUUGUCAAAAAAGCAGUGUUAAAUGUCACCAUUUUGCCGAAUGUACAAUGGAUUUUCGCAUCACAAGGCGAUAAAUUGGAAUUAUUCUGUUCAGCCGACGAAGCGUCACCAUUCAGCAGCGCACAAUGGAAUGUACCAAAUCCGUUGAAUUCGCAUUACUACGUUUCAUCGGGAUAUGCUGUAUUCCAGAAGUAUAACAUCAAUUACACAGAUGCUGGAAUAUACAUUUGUUCUGUGUUGGACAAUGAACAUGGACACAGUCAAAAAGAAAUUAUCGUUCGAUUUCCAUCUGAUUAGAUUAUCACACAGAAAUGUUGACCGGAAAAAUGAAAUGAAUUACUCACAUAAUUGUUGAUAGACAUUUUAGAUAUUUUUGAGUUGAUUGUACAUAUAUACAGUUUAUUUAGUGAAGCAAUUUGAAUAAAUUUGGCUUAGAAAUUGAUGCAAAGAAAA
This is a messenger RNA of Contarinia nasturtii (swede midge), 2153 nucleotides long. RefSeq lists its product as uncharacterized. NCBI's taxonomy places the organism in Eukaryota, Metazoa, Arthropoda, Insecta, Diptera, Cecidomyiidae. Gene Ontology annotation, molecular function: protein binding. The record is from RefSeq and is a predicted model, not a curated record. The coding region runs from base 279 to 1997 and encodes 572 amino acids. Gene Ontology annotation, cellular component: plasma membrane. The transcript has 10 exons.